CUUUUUCCUGAAGUCUUUGCUCCAUAAAAUGGGGGGCAUGUUUUCUUGUUUCAACAAGAAGAAGAAGCCAAGCAAGAAAAAAAGCUUGGAAGAGAAGCUUGAACGGAAAAUAGCUGAAAUAAAAAGAUAUAAAUUUGGAGAAAGAAGAAUGAAAUCAAUUGAUAACAUAUUUAUGAUGUUCCCUACGUUCGAGGAGAAACUGAAGUCGUUAAGAGUAAUGUUUGAAAAGUAUGAUGUGAACUCUAAUGGAUCUAUAGAGCCUAAUGAACUAAAAAGGUUGUUAGAACAUUUGCAACUUCAUCUUCCAGAGGAUGAAAGUCAGAAUAUUUUUAAGUACUGUGAUAUUGAUGGAAGCAAGGGGAUACAGUUCAAUGAAUUUAUUGUUCUUCUAUGCCUCGUACAUCUCCUAACAGAACCUUCAUCUUCUGAUAAUCCUUCCAAAGCAGAGUUAGCACAGAUUGGAGAAAUUUUUGACACCAUAGUUGAGGUCUUUCUGUUUUUUGAUCAUAAUUCUGAUGGGAAGAUUAACCAUGAGGACAUGGCCUUGACAUUGAAUGAGACUACCCCUCGGGAAAGAUCACCAUCGCACAUCACUAGAAAACGACUUGAAGAUAUAGACUGGGACAAGAAUGGGCAGGCCACAUUCAGGGGGUUCCUCUUUGGUUUCAUCAAAUGGAUUGGGAUUGAUGUUGAUGAAUAGCUAUUCUACUGCAGAG
Abrus precatorius (Indian licorice) is the source of this 716-nucleotide messenger RNA. Its product is annotated as probable calcium-binding protein CML22. Gene Ontology annotation, molecular function: calcium ion binding. The transcript has 4 exons. Lineage: Eukaryota; Viridiplantae; Streptophyta; Magnoliopsida; Fabales; Fabaceae. The record is from RefSeq and is a predicted model, not a curated record. Bases 29 to 700 code for a protein of 223 amino acids.